AUGAGUAUGUUAAAACCAAGUGGUCUUAAGGCUCCUUCAAAGUCCAUCAAGCAUGGGGGUACCUUGCUGAAAACACCUGCAUCUGUUGCAGCUGCUCCAGCAGAAAAAGCAGCCUCCAGUGAAAAGACCUCAAGCACAACCACUGCAGAUGCACAUGAAGAGUUUGUGGAUGAUUUCAGAGUUGGGGAGCGUGUUUGGGUCAAUGGAAAUAAACCUGGCUUUAUUCAGUUCCUUGGUGAAACACAGUUUGCUCCAGGACAGUGGGCAGGGAUUGUUCUGGAUGAACCAAUUGGUAAGAACGAUGGCUCUGUGGCUGGAGUUCGCUAUUUCCAGUGUGAACCCUUGAGGGGAAUAUUUACAAGACCAUCAAAAUUGACAAGAAAAGUGCUGACAGAAGAUGAAGCCAACGGUACACAGACAGCUCAUGCUUCUAGGGCUACAUCACCAACUUCCACAUCGGCUGCUAGUGUGGUGUCUGCACUUCCCCCAUCAGGAAUUCCACAGAAAACUUCACCACUUGCUGCUAAGGACCAUUCAACUCCAUCUCAGAUUAGCAAUCUUACAAAAACUGCAAGCGAAUCUAUAUCAAAUCUUUCUGAAGCUGGAUCACUAAAGAAGGGAGAAAGGGAGCUCAAAAUUGGCGAUCGAGUUCUGGUUGGUGGAACAAAAGCGGGAGUUGUGCGUUUCUUGGGAGAAACUGAUUUUGCUAAAGGAGAAUGGUGUGGAGUAGAGCUGGACGAACCUCUGGGGAAGAAUGAUGGAGCUGUUGCUGGAACAAGGUAUUUUCAGUGUCAGCCCAAAUACGGUUUGUUUGCUCCAGUCCACAAAGUCACGAAGAUCGGGUUCCCGUCAACCACACCAGCGAAGGCAAAGACAACUGUGCGAAAAGUGGUUGCGACUCCCACAGCCCUGAAACGUAGCCCAAGUGCAUCUUCUCUGAGCUCUCUCAGCUCUGUGGCAUCUUCAGUAAGCAGCAAGCCGAGCCGUACAGGACUA
Messenger RNA from Eurypyga helias (sunbittern), 996 nucleotides. Its product is annotated as CAP-Gly domain-containing linker protein 1-like. Lineage: Eukaryota; Metazoa; Chordata; Aves; Eurypygiformes; Eurypygidae. The transcript is spliced from 4 exons. Gene Ontology annotation, molecular function: microtubule plus-end binding. Gene Ontology annotation, cellular component: microtubule plus-end; cytoplasm; nucleus. Gene Ontology annotation, biological process: positive regulation of microtubule polymerization; cytoplasmic microtubule organization. The record is from RefSeq and is a predicted model, not a curated record. The annotation marks the transcript as partial.